GCAAUAGACCAAACUGCCUCUAAUUACCAGCUUUAAAACAAGGAAGAAGGCCAAUUAUAAUUCUUGGAAGUAAUUCAGCUUUAAUUAUAAUUUAAUAUAACAAUGUAGUAUAUGGAAUUCAGCUAAACUGAAUUUGUAUAUACAAAAUCUCUAUAUGGUGUUCUGUUGUAUUAUUCUUGUAUUCUUGCAAAGCUACUCCUAAGGUAUUGAGGGAUUCAUUGAACUAUUGUCUGUGAGUUGAAAAAGAAAGGAUGGGAGGAUUAGUUAUGCAUAAACACUGUCAUUAAUCUUUCUUCCCAAAAGUUAUGCACAAAGUGAAAGAUUUAAAUUAGUUUCAACAAAAGUUGACAAUUAGUUUCAACAAACCAUGACAAUUUAUUCUUAGUCCCUUUGAACUUCUUUAACCAACAGAUGUACAUAUUUCAUUGUAAUUCUUUUCUUCUCUGAAGACUUGGAGUAUAUUCAAAAUAAUAAAUAACAAUAAAACAAAACCAUUCCCUUCACUAUAAAGAUGCCCAAAGAAAAAUAAAAGGCAGUAAAUCCAUAUUUAAAACUUACGGUUUUUGUUGCCUUUUUAAAUGCUGAAAUUUAAAAACAUAUCAGGGCAAAAUAUUCUAUAAGAAGGAGAACAUGGAAAAGGUCUACCUCAAAAUCCACUAUCUUCUUCUGAUAGCUGUACGAUGAAGUGUCUUACUGGACAGGCAAAAUCAUGCUUGAUAAGAUGGUGUCUUAUAGCCUCCUGGAACCACACCAAGCAGGGCUUUAUAGGUAAUAACCAGUGCUUUGAAUCCUGCCCAGAAUUUUCCUGGCAACUAAGGUAGUGAUUACAAUGUGGAGUAACACAUUUUUUAUGUUAACUUCCUGGACACCAGAUUUUCUACCCAUUUAAACUUCUGGGUUGUCUUAAAAAAUAACUCCACGUGGAAUACAGGUACGUUUUCUACAUAAAUGCCCAACUUACAAUUAUGAUAUUGCAGCGAACCACAAUCUUGGGAUUGCCAUUUGUGAUCUUUGCAGGCUUCCCAUAUUUUCCCAAGGAGCCCUGCUACAAAGUAUGUAGCAAGUACAAGGAAUCAUUUUAUAAAGAAUCCAAAGUCAUAAUGAAAUGUAAUUUCAUGAUUGAAUUAAUGAAUUCUACUUAUCUCAUAUGUUCUAUCCAAUUGAUAUUUGGAUUUGAGCUAAUGGAAGUGACACCAUCUGCAAUGAAAUCAGCAAAAUCAUCUAGCUAGUCCCAUCACUAAAAAUGUUGCAGAUUAGACUAAAUUAGAUUAGAUUAGAGUCUGCAGAUACAGCAGAGUCUAGUACUUGCAUUUAUCACUACAGUACUGUGAAAGCCCAAAACCUAUUUGAAUGGUUGCUUGGUCAAACUGACUUUUCACUUGCUUUAUCUCCCAACACUCCUAAAACUGUUAGGGAUUGGUAACUGAAAAGAGGCCUUGCAGGAACAAUUGCACCCAGUCAUUUGGUUAUGCUCUCCCCAGAAUGAACCAGAUGCAUUAGGAACUUUCUACUUUAUCAUUAAGAGAACCCCCAAGUUCUAAGUCUUUUGAUUUUGUUCUCAGUAUGCUAAGAAUUAUGUUUACAAUAUUGCACUCAAAAAAAAAAAUUCUGAAGACUUUUUUGUAGCAUUGUUAAUUCUAAUUGUACACUAGAAUUAAGAUUUUGUUAUGUAUAUGCUGUUCCUGAAAUCAUACUGGAAGAACACCAUGCUUUCAGGAUCGGUAAGUAUAUAUAGUUAACUGGAUGUUCCACUGGCUUAGAUAUUUCAAUAAUAUGAUUAGAUGGAUUGAAUCUCAGUGCAUGAUAUUUGAAAAUUGAUACUACUUUUAGUAUGAAUUUAAAUUUGUUUUGCACAAAUGUUGAUAGUCUCAAUAUGGUUCUGGUUCUUUUUGCUCCCAGAUUGGAAUAACACACAACACAGCUUUUCUUCACCUUUCCAGAAGGUUGUUAUACAAUUAGAUUAGAACUCUUAUUUUUCAAAGUAAUUAAUAUAAUCAUAUUUUUGACCAGACCUGUAUUGUCAUCUUCACAGAAAAUGUUUUACUUUAUUAUGCCAUCUUUUGGAGAAAAAAAGCACUUUGUAAGAUGCUAAUAUAUACUUAAAACUGUAGUAUGUAAAUAUAGAGUACCAUUGCAUUCAUACCUAAACUGAGUUUUGAAUAGAAAUUACUAAUUUGUAUCUCAUGUUCAUAAUCCAAUGGAUACUUAAUAGUUCGCCAAGAUUUGAUCAAGAUUGCUAGUGACAUAAAAAAAAGAAUGUUACUUUGAAUUGUCCUCCAAUUUGCUAUACAGGUAAUCCUCAAUUUAUGACUAUUUACUUAACAGUUCAAAUUAACGAUGACCUCAGAAAGGGUGCUAUAUGGUCUUUAGAAUCUGGAAAUCCUGCUCGGAUUUUGGCAGAGAAGAAUGUGGUGCCUAAGUGGAGUCCCCCAGGGCUUCCCUUUCUCCCCUGAAGCACAUGGGACUCUGUCCAUUUAAUGACCUGAGAGAUUACUUAACAAUUGCAGCUGGGAGUGCCAGGAUUCUGGUUGUUAAGUGAAGCAUCGGAUGUCUCACUUAACAGUCAUUUUGCUUAACUACUAAAAUUCCAGCCCCAGUUGUGGUUGUAAAUUGAAGACUAUCUGUACUUUAUAACAUAGGCGUGCAGUCUUCUGAAAGUGCUUCCAUUAUAUCAAGAAUUGGCUAAAAUUUACAAAGCACAUUUAAUUAUUUCAAUAAUCUAUAAUAUAGAGAGAGAGUGUGUAUAUGUGUGCACACAGACACAUAUGUUUUGUAAGUGGUACAUAAAACUUUAUACAGUAUUUCUGGUGGUUUUUGAAGUCAGUGGAAAAAAUAUUUUCAGUUGGUUUACCUAAUAGCUGGGUUACUAUGGACUUCAUCUAAUAUAAUGGAAUAGACCUUUUUCUUUUUCCCUGUAAUGUUGGGAUGGCGUGUUGUGAUGUAGAAACAAACAAUUAUGUGACUGGUGUUCAGUCAUUAGCUGAUAUUCAUCUACUAACCAGUGUUAGGUAUAAUUCCUUCAGUCUAUAGGAAAAUUCCUUAACAUUUACAGAUCAGUUUCAAAUGUAUUCAAGGAAUAUGUAGAACUACACACAUCACAUACUUUUUGUUACUUAUUCAGCUUAUUCUGCUACUUGUAAAAUGACAUAAGAUGUGGCUAUCUUUUUUUUUUUUUUACUGUUGUUGGAUACAAAGAAAAUGAUGCAACAUUCCAUUUCAUUCCAAUGUUAAUUUUUCCUUAAAGAAAACAUCCAGGCUAAUAUUCUAUAAUAUUAUAGAAUGAAAUAAUAUACAUUUCAGCCAAAAGAAAUAAAAUUUGGCAAGAUUUUAUUUUUUAAAAUAAAGAAUAUUUGAUCAUUCAAUAGACAGUUAAAUGGUAUCUAAUCUUUUGAUAAUUUCUUUAUUGUAUUAUCAAUUUAAUAUUUGACCAACACCAGUUCAGUUUCAUAAGGAGUUAAAACUACAAAUAGAAAUAAACUCAUUUUUUAUGCAUUGUAACUGACCUCACUCUUAUUCCCUCCUAUUUAAAAGAUAACUGACGUGGUUAGAUAAUUAAAAGAUUUGUACCUGACAGAUGCUUGUAAACAUAAGGCUGAAGUUAACCAAGCACUGUUAGUCCUUUGAACACUUGAGUCAGCAUGUAUUAGGUUAUACAGAGCUCUACAGUAAAAUCUGCAAUGUCCUGUCCUGUGAAAGUUGAUGCAGAUGAGAUUAAACGAUUGGGGAAGAGAUUUAAGAAGCUUGAUUUAGAUAACUCUGGUUCUUUAAGUGUGGAAGAAUUUAUGUCUUUGCCUGAGUUACAACAGAAUCCCUUGGUACAACGAGUAAUAGAUAUAUUUGAUACAGAUGGAAAUGGAGAAGUAGACUUCAAAGAAUUUAUAGAAGGAGUCUCUCAGUUCAGUGUCAAAGGUGACAAAGAGCAGAAGUUGAGGUUUGCUUUUCGCAUCUAUGACAUGGACAAAGAUGGUUAUAUUUCCAAUGGGGAGCUUUUCCAGGUUUUGAAAAUGAUGGUUGGGAACAAUCUCAAAGAUACCCAGUUGCAGCAAAUUGUAGACAAAACCAUAAUAAAUGCAGAUAAAGAUGGUGAUGGAAGAAUAAGCUUCGAAGAAUUCUGUGCUGUUGUAGGAGGCCUAGAUAUUCACAAAAAGAUGGUGGUAGAUGUGUGACUCUUUAUGAUACUACCCAACACUUUUGCUUUCUUCUCCAUCUCUGAAGAUCUGCUCAAGACGUCCAGCAAUGCUCUCUGUGUAUUUAAAUGGAAGUAUUUUUCUCUGUGAAACCACAUUUUCCAACAUGAGCCUCAUGAAGCCAACUAAGUGUUGUUGAACUUUCAUUCUCUCAAUAACGCAAGUGUAGCACUUUAAAAGUCUGAAGGACAGCAAAAUGGAAAGAGCAUAUCAAUGUGGUGGAGAAAGGGAAGGGGGUUGGCUUUUUAAUUUAUUUUUCUCAACUUUUAUAAACAAGAAAAUAUCUAUCUAUAUAUAUGUGUGUGUGUAUUUAUAUAUAGAUAUAUAUGUUGUGCUUUCUAUUUAGUAGUUAGGCAAGCUUUAAUUUAAUAUACUUGAUUUAGGCAUAAAACUAGAGUACAAAAGUGCCAAGCAGAUCAUUAUUUAGUUCAACACAUAUAGAUAUACAUCUUUACUUUUAUGUCACACAGAUACACACAUGCAGGCAAAUAUACUUUAGAAGAAUAUAAUGUUUUAAUGGAUGUUAGGUCAACUUUUUCCUGUGACUGUUUCAGAUGUUUAUAUAUUGGCUGGCUGAAAUAGCAUUAUUUCCUGUUAAUUUAUCUUAAUUACAUUUUUGUAUGACAGGAAUGUAGGUUAGUUUGUGUAUAUAUGUACACUAUUUAAUAGUAUAUGCAUGUACAUAUAUGUACACAUACUAUUUAUGGGUAUUAAAAUAGCAAGGCAUGUUAUAAAAAUUUAAUUGCCAAGAACUAGGUUGUAUGUGCAAAAAGAUGCUUAUCAUUUCAUUUUUUCACUUAAUAAAUGAACACAAUUGCAUUAAAUAAACCUAGUAAACAUUGGUUUUUUUCCAUUAAGUAUAGAUAUAACAGUUGUAAAGACACUUGUUUUUCAGUACUAAUCAUAAUUAAGAAUUAGGAUUCAUUUCCUAGGAUACCUUCUGCAGCAAGAUUACAAAACCUCUCAUGCCAUUAAAAUAUUUUCCAACUAUAUAGUUUCUCUAAAGCAUUUAAUAUACUCGUUUAAGUUGCAUAAAGCCUGGUAAUAUUUUAUAUAUGUGUAUAUAGGUUUAUUACAGGAGAAACAUUAGCCUCUGCCAUAGGGAAAGAGGUAAGGUUCACAUUAUCUAACUUUUUUUUAACCUCCUGAUCGUCAGUUGGAGAAUUCUUUUUUCUAAAUUUGUUUUUAUCAUGACUUGUAAUUGACAGUGACUUUAUAUGUGUGAUAUAAAAGUAGCAAGGCAUGUUAUACAACUUUAUAUCAUUCUUUUUCUGCAAUGGUACUAUUGGCUAGAAAAAAAUUGUUAGAUUUUUAGGAUAGUACGCCCUUUCCUCUAGCAAUUUUUCUAUUUGAAAUGUUUUAUAAUCCGCGGUGGAAAGGCAGGUUGCUCAAAAUCAAUUGCCUCCCAGCCAGCCAUAGCUGUUCCUUCAAUUGAGUGCUGCACAUCAUGGGCUCUGUCUGUGAGAGAGAAAUCCAGGUGCUUGGUGUCCUUGCAUGACAUGAAGUUUUGCAUGUAGAUCGAUUUGAAAUGUUCCUCUUGUUUACAUGAUUUGCAUAAUUUUAAAAAGAUAAUGUUGCCAAACUUUUGGUAAAUGUUAAAACAGAAAGUCUCCACUACAUGUAUCUUUUCUUCCUCUGGAUCAGUAUGUGGAUUAUAAUCCCAGCCAGUGGUUGUAUUUGUUCCAUUGUCAACUGCCAUGUGCUCUGCUUCAGGGGGAACUAGUCUUUUGUGAAUUUUUUUUUUGUACAUAAAUAUUUGUUACAAAUAUUUUAGCAAUUGCUUUCUAUUUCUUAAUUGCUUGUGCAUAUCGUUGCUGGCAUAAUAGAAAAUAGUGCUAAUGUUACUUUCGUACUGGGGGAAUGAGCUUUUUUUAGUUUGUGUGCAAAAAAUAGGUUAUGUUGAAUGUUUAGAUUUUUUCCUCUGCAUGCUAUAUCAUACAUUGUUGGAACUAUAGGAACCUUAAUAAUGUAUGAAUAAAAAUAAACUAUUUGAACUUUA
This is a messenger RNA of Crotalus tigris (Tiger rattlesnake), 6186 nucleotides long. RefSeq names its product protein phosphatase 3 regulatory subunit B, alpha (gene PPP3R1). The transcript is spliced from 5 exons. Gene Ontology annotation, molecular function: calcium-dependent protein serine/threonine phosphatase regulator activity; calcium ion binding. NCBI's taxonomy places the organism in Eukaryota, Metazoa, Chordata, Lepidosauria, Squamata, Viperidae. The record is from RefSeq and is a predicted model, not a curated record. The coding region runs from base 3678 to 4166 and encodes 162 amino acids.